AUGGCAACUUGUACGAUAGGUGCAAAGGGAGAAGAAUGUGAGAGUUCAAGUAUUCCAAAUUGGCUUGAACUUCCAAGAGACAUCGCAGUAAAUAUCCUACAGAGGCUUGAUACCAUUGACAUAGUAACAAGUGCAUGCCUAGUGUGCCCUACAUGGUGGAACUACUGCAAGGAACCUCUCGUGUGGCGUACCAUUCACAUGACUGCUAACUCUUUACGCUGGAAUAAUCAGGAUUUGGAGAAGAUUUGUCGUUAUGCUGUUGAGCGAAGUUGUGGUCAUUUGGAAGAAAUUGAUAUUGAACAUUUUGCCACCAACGAUCUUCUCCAAUGCAUAGCUGAGAAAGCUAGUAACUUACGAAGCAUGAAGAUUUUAAAAGGCUGGGGGAUUUCAGAAAAAGUAUUUACUGAUGUAGUGAGAAAGCUUCCACAGUUAGAGGAAGUGGACAUUUCAAUGUGCCCCACAUUAUUGAAGGAUUCUCUUGAAACCCUUUGCCUAACAUGCCCUCUUUUGAAAGUGCUUAAGUUUGAGAAUGUUGGUGAGGUUUCAUAUAUUGGUGGUGAUAAUAAUGAUGAUGAUGCUUAUAUGAUUUCAGAAACAUUGCCUAGAUUAUGUCAUCUUGGUAUUAAAGGAAACAAGCUUACUAAUAGCGGGCUUCUUGCCAUUCUUGAUGGAUGUCCUCUUCUUGAAUCACUUGAUAUGGAAGGAUGCUCUAAUCUUGAUUUGGAUGAAGGUUUGAAAGAAAAAUGCCUUGAGCAGAUAAAGGAUGUACGACUGCCUGCUCAGAAAAAUCAUGAAUACUAUGAGUAUAGAGAUUUUUUAGAGGAUUGUUAUUAUGCAUAUUUUGAUCCAUAUGACUUUUGAUUGAUGUUGAGUUAGUUUUAAGAUUAUUUAAAAUUG
Messenger RNA from Vicia villosa (hairy vetch), 897 nucleotides. Its product is annotated as putative F-box/LRR-repeat protein 23. The record is from RefSeq and is a predicted model, not a curated record. Lineage: Eukaryota; Viridiplantae; Streptophyta; Magnoliopsida; Fabales; Fabaceae. Gene Ontology annotation, molecular function: protein binding. The transcript is spliced from 2 exons. Bases 1 to 861 code for a protein of 286 amino acids.